Molecule: messenger RNA, 987 nt
Organism: Morus notabilis
Lineage: Eukaryota; Viridiplantae; Streptophyta; Magnoliopsida; Rosales; Moraceae
Product: probable glycosyltransferase At3g42180
Exons: 4
Coding region: 1-987 (328 amino acids)
Molecular function (GO): glycosyltransferase activity
Source: RefSeq, a predicted model, not a curated record
AUGCUUAAAAGCCUUGUAUUGGUUUUUGGUCAAGUUUUGGCUAAUACUAUAUCAUGUGAACUUGUUGAGCAGAAGAAGAGGAAUUCUGAUAGAAUUGAGCAACAUUUGGCCAAGACUAGAGCGGCAAUUUGGGAAGCGAUUGUUUUGAAGAGUUUCAAAUCGGAGGAGAAGGAGAGUUUUGUCCCAAGAGGAUCUGUUUACAAGAAUGCAUAUGCUUUUCAUCAGAGUCACAUAGAGAUGGUGAAGAGAUUUAAAGUGUGGAGCUACAAGGAAGGAGAGCACCCAAUUUUCCAUAUAGGGGCAGUGAACAACAUAUACGCCAUUGAAGGGCAAUUCAUAGAUGAAAUAGAGAGUGAGAAGAGUCCUUUUAAGGCUAGAAAUCCUAACGAGGCUCAUGCGUUUUUCUUGCCGUUUAGCGUAACGAAUGUCGUUCACUAUGUUUACAAGCCAAUUAUGUCCAAAGAUGACUACAAGCGUGAUCGACUGCAUAGACUAGUGAAUGACUACAUUGGUGUUGUGGCCAAUAAGUAUCCCUUUUGGAACAGAAGCAACGGUGCUGAUCAUUUUAUGGUUUCUUGUCAUGACUGGUGGUUUCUUUCUCAUUUGCUAAUUUGCUUAUUUGUUGGGCCAGUUAAUUUGCUCUGUUUGUGCCCAAGUGGUUUCGAAGUAGCAAGCCCAAGAGUGGUGGAGGCAAUUUAUGCAGGGUGUGUUCCAGUGAUCAUAUCCGAUAAUUACUCCUUACCAUUUAGUGAUGUACUUAACUGGAAAAAAUUUUCAGUAGAAAUUCCAGUUUCAAAGAUACCAGAAAUUAAGAACAUUUUGAAAGGGGUUUCCAAUGAGAAAUAUUUGAAAAUGUACAAGUGUGUGUCUAAAGUUAGAUUUCAGAGGCAUUUUGUAGUAAACCGGCCAGCUAAGCCAUUUGAUGUAUUUCAUAUGUUGCUUCACUCGGUUUGGCUUAGAAGACUUGAUUUUAGGUUAGGAGAUUGA